This is a messenger RNA of Ctenopharyngodon idella (grass carp), 2033 nucleotides long. It is a transcript of the gene c12h10orf88, whose product is annotated as chromosome 12 C10orf88 homolog. Lineage: Eukaryota; Metazoa; Chordata; Actinopteri; Cypriniformes; Xenocyprididae. The record is from RefSeq and is a predicted model, not a curated record. The transcript has 6 exons. Bases 337 to 1431 code for a protein of 364 amino acids.
GAGCAGUAGUCGUCGCUGAAUGUUUAGCAUGUGAAGUUGUUGACGUGAAUGGACAUUGUUAGAUUGAGCGCUGUUUGUUUAAAUACUGUGAUAUUGCUUUUAUUAAACGGAUAAUCGUUCGAGCAGUGCGAGUAUGGAGUGUUUUUGUUUUGAACUUGACUAGCUAAUAUGUUUUUAACCCCUCACACAGCAGUCUAUGCAGUGACAUAACUGAAAUUAGAUUUCAGUGUACAGUAUAAUGGUUGUGAUCUUGACUGUGUGGGAACAAGCGGUUUAAUCCAGCGCACAUUUUGGCUGGUGUGUGGAUGCUUUUUUGGCUGGAAAUAAAGAUAUUUUAUGAGGAUGUACUCGAGUAAAGAUAGUGUGAUCUCUGCACGCAGCUCAUGGCUGUGCUCAUCACAGAAGCAGCUGUCUGACAUUCUCAUCACAACCCAGGAGAACAGCCCAAACGAUGACUGCAGGUUUGACCAUGACAGGUGUGAAGCUGUCAGUCUGGAGAGAGCUGAGGAGGGCUCGCCAUGUGUCGUCACACUUCUGUGUUCACCCAGCUCUUCAGCAGUGAUCAGCAGUCUUCAGGUUGUCAGCGAAGCCCGCACUAUUGAAGUGUACUCACUGUCUGGAGAAUACUGUGGCACCUGCCGUGGAGAGGAAGUUCAAAGAUCACACAAUGAUGGUUCUGAAGAUAAGAGGCAUUUCUAUAGGAAUCAUCUUGUGCUGGAAAGCCCUGCUGCAUCCUGUGAGGUGAAGCUGCUUUCUCUUGGUGGCCGCUCCUCUGUGGCUAUCACCCAUGUGGGUGUUGGACUGGAGACGCUCAAGGACAGACAAGGUGGCCCGAGUGUAGACCCAGGCAUAGACCUUCAGCGUGUGCAGACUAUGAUGAAGGAGAUGGGCACCACCCUUUCACCAGGAGCACAGAACCUCAUGGAGCUGGUGCAGUGCCAGCAAAAGAAUAAAUCAGACAUGCUGAAUGGAUUCAUUCCUCUGCUCAUGGGAGGUGGAGCUUUGGGCUGUCUGUCAAGAGGAGGUGGGGCUUCCAAUGCCACAGGGGCGGAGUCAGGCCCAAAUCCACCAUCUGGCCUCGAGCAGCUUCUGUCUACCAGCAACCAGAUGCCCGGUGCCAUGUCUGCCCUGUUGAGCUCUGAAACCGGCACGAUCAACCCAGACCUGCUUCCAAUGCUGCAGAGCGUAUGCGGUCAGGUCACACAGCUCCGUCUGGAGGAAGCCACAUCUCCAGAGAGAAAGAAGAAUGGAGAACGGGAGGGUCAUAUGUGCUGUGUAGGGUUUGAGAAGAUUCUGGAGACGGUUGUAGAGAAGAGAAUGGAUGAGAUGGAGAGAAGAUUAAAGGAACAUCUGGACCUGCGUCUGGACGCUCUUCAGCAGAGACUGGAGAUCACGCUUCAGCAGGCGCUCUCUCAUAAACAACACCAGUAAACAACACAAGACUAACCUGAACACUUUUAGCAAGAUCUUCACCCUGAGCUUUUUGCUUUACUGACAUCCAUAAUAUUCUAUAAAGGGAUAUAACAUAAAUGGUUUUAACAUUUUGUUUUGCCAGCAGUCUGUACUACUUUGCGUGGAAAUUUUUUACAGUUUAAACAGCAGUCGCUGGUCCUCAAGAGUGACUGUUUGUGCAGUAAUUAACAGCUUGUCGAGUCGGUUCACUAACUUGAAUCCACAAACAGUAUCAGGUGAUCUUCACAAAUCACAACUACUUGAUGAACUGUUCUUAACACUGUUGAUACUAUGUAUAAAUUAUUUUAUCCAAAAAACUCUACUCAUGCUGCUACAAGAACCAUUUUUCUGUUAUUCUAUUGUACUAUUACACUAGAAGCUGCAUAUUUUCACAGUUUGGUACAAAUGUUAACAACAGCUUAUUUAGAGGUUGUACAAACAACAGUUGCACUGACAGAGUCAAAUAUUGAGUAUUGUUCACUGUAAAUUGCCUUUGUGUAAAUGAUGUUCAUAUGUUAAUACUGUUCAUACUGGAGAACUAAGGACAAAAAAAAAAACAUUAAAAUGCUGUUUAUACUAAA